Schistocerca serialis cubense is the source of this 2758-nucleotide messenger RNA. Its product is annotated as putative nuclease HARBI1. The coding region runs from base 110 to 1180 and encodes 356 amino acids. The transcript has 4 exons. The record is from RefSeq and is a predicted model, not a curated record. NCBI's taxonomy places the organism in Eukaryota, Metazoa, Arthropoda, Insecta, Orthoptera, Acrididae.
GUGGGGGCAGACUCCACGUGCGUGCGUGUUCACUGUCCAUUCCCUUGCAAGCUAUUGUGGCGAUAGGUCUGCUCUCUUGCUGUUACGCUUCAUCAUCGUGAAUUGUAAGAUGUCCAGCGAAUCUGAGACAGAUUUUCUGUGGAGCGACGAGGAGCUGGAAAUGUUACAACCUCAAAAAAGACAGAGGAUUGAAAAUUAUGUGGAGGAUGUGGUGCCACAAUAUAAUGACAGGGAAUUUGUAGAGCAUUUUCGGGUGCGGCGUCACGUGGCAGAUGACCUUUGCGAAAGGUUUAGGAAUUCCAGAUUCUACAAUUAUCAGGCAGGGGGAAAUGGGAAACUGCUCCCACUGCAGCAUAUAUUGAUCUUUUUGUGGUUCGCGGGCCACAAAGCUGCAGGUUUCAGGGAUGUAGCAGAUAGAUUUAACAUUUGUAUUUCUUCUCUGCGAUGCGUUAUUCAGAGAGUUACAAACUUUAUUAGUGAUUUGGGAAGAGAGGUUAUAAAGUGGCCGUCCGCCGAAGAAAGAGCAGAGAUUGAGGCUCAUUUCCGGGGAAAUGGAUUGCCUGGUGCGAUUGGGGCAAUCGACGGUUCCCACAUUAGGAUCGAUAGACCUCAGAAAGAUCCCCAGUCCUAUAUGAGUAGGAAGAAUUAUUUUUCUAUUCAGCUUCAAGUAGUUUGUGAUCAAAAUCGACGGAUUAGGGACUUAUUCAUUGGCUAUCCGGGCUCUGUACACGACGGGAGGGUUUUCAGGACGUCCACACACUACCACACACUCGAAGAAAAGUGUGGAGAUUUUCAUAUUCUGGGUGACAGUGUAUAUCCCUGCACCAGAAAUUUAUUAACACCCUUUAGAAAUACAGGGAGUUUGUCCAGAGUGCAAUGUGAAUUCAAUAGGGCACUCUCAAAAAACAGGUGUGUUGUGGAACAUUGCUUUGGCCUGUUGAAGCAGCGUUUCAGACAGUUGUAUCAUCUGAAAUUGAGGAGUGCUAGAGAGAUGGCGCACUUCAUCCGAGCAUGCUGUGUGCUACACAAUCUCGCCGUGGAAGAUAACUUGGAGUUAGAAGAUAACGAAGGUGAAGAAGAUGAUGCACCGGCUGAAGAACGAAUAGUCGGCUUCUACAACAGGGAUGACAGAAGUGGCAUUGCAAAGAGAAAUAUGAUUGCAGCACAGUUGCAAAUGUAAAAGCAGCACCAGAUGCCCCAUCACCAACAUAUUACAACAAAUAUCAUACCAGUGAUGUGGAUGUUAGGAUGUAUUGUCGCAGACUACAAGCAGGAGAUCAAGGUGAAGGAAGUCAACUGCAGGCCAUGGAGGAAGAAUAAAGGGCUGUCCAAGAAUAAUCAACAGCUGGGGCAUAUAAAGGGAAGUUUUUUAUUUUUAAUGUAGACCAUAUUAGUUUUUGAGCUUUAAUUGCAUUUGUUUCUUGCCAAGUGAGAUUGGUCGGUAAUUUGACAGCAUUUCUGUUUCUUGUGGAGAGGUAUAACUUCAGCAUACUUAAGCCAGCCCGGGAAUGUUCCUGUAAUAAGUGAUUGAUUACACAAAUAACUUUAGAUAUGAAUAAGCUCACAUGAACACUCGUUUAUCAACUUUGUUGAUGUGUUAUUGUAACCACUAGAAUGGUUUGAUUUCAAGGACGUUGAUUCUAUUUCUUUGGGUGAAGUGUAAAUUUCAUUUCACUGAGAUUGCUUGUGUACACUGGUCUCAGAUAUUCCAUUGUUUAUCAGGGUUUCAUUUACUUUUUGAGCUACUUGUUCCUCCUCAGUUCUCGUCCUACCUGUCUCUGAUUUAACUGUAUCCCAUAUUGUUUUUAUUUUAUUGCUGGAUGUAUUUAUCUUCUUCUCAUAAUGCUGGUGUUUAGAUUUCUGGAUAACCUUCUUCAAUGUUUUGCAGUAAAUUUUGUAAUGAGCUUUAAGGCUAAUAACCCAUUUACUACUGGUUUUGUAAUGUGGCUUACUUGCCUAGAAUUGGCUAUAAAUAUAUUGUCAGUGGCUGUCUUAGCACAUUUGUAUACCCUAGUUGGGAAAUUUACAGUAGAAAUUAAAUUGAAUGUCAAUGUAACUGAUUUCAGUGUUUUUCAGGACAUGUAUAUUAAAAUCACCAGCAACCACUAGUUCUUUGUGAGUUUUUUUUAGAUGUGUGAUCAUUAGCUACAAUGUUAGGAAGAGUGCCUGGGACUCACACUAGGACAUGUCACCCAUAAACUAACUUACAUGACCAAUUACACAAUGUUAUGGAUUUACAUUUACUCACACCAAAAUUAGUUGAUGCAGUAGUUGUUUGAGUUUAUUAUAAAUGAUUUUACGAACCACAUAUGCCGUAUUGUGUUAAUCAUUUCUUCAAAUUGCAUGCUUUGUCCUGUUUCCUUACUAAAGUCCUUAUGAGCUCAACAUCUUGUCAUGCAAAUGAUAGGGUGUUGGCUCAUUGUUUUUACAGGUUGAAGCUGAGGGCAUCAGAUGUCGCGUCUGUGAAGAGCAACGGAGGAGUAGUGAUUAUAAACUGUAAUUUUGAACUGUGCAUUUGGUGAUUAUAGUUUCAGUGAAAUUGUGACUUGUCUUUGUGUUUGUAGUUAAAUUGUAAUUGGGAACUGUGCAUUUGAGUAUAUUAUAAAUUUUAAUUGUAUAUUGUAACAUCCCACCCUCCUCUGCCAUCCUGAUCUGGGUCUUCCAUGGUUUCCCCAGAUAGUGUAAGGCGAAUGCCAGGAUGGGUCCCUAAGUCCAUGGCAGUUGUUCCAAUACCCUUUGUAUGCUUAUUUAUAAUAUU